This is a messenger RNA of Sphenostylis stenocarpa, 264 nucleotides long. The record is from the annotation of a GenBank genome assembly. NCBI's taxonomy places the organism in Eukaryota, Viridiplantae, Streptophyta, Magnoliopsida, Fabales, Fabaceae.
AUGAUUCAUCACACUAACGCAACCACAAUUGCGAUCGCGCUGUGGUCGCGAACACUACAAAACUUAGAUAUUGCAGCCAAAAUCGCAGCAGCACACAAGGGAAAACGAACCUGGUGGAAGCAGGCGCCGGCGGAGACUACUCCGGUGGAGGCGUGGGCGGCGGUUUCCGGUUGCGUGGCGGAGUCAGAUGAGGCAAAUGGAAUGAAAUCGAAAGAGGAAUCAAAAGACGUGAAAGGGAACGGAGGAGAGAAGAGAGUGAACUGA